AUGGCUUUUGAUCCGUCUAAGGUCGAAUAUCCUGAGCCUAAUCUUAAGCACAUGUUCAGUCGCCACAAAGGUGACUGGGGUUUCAAAGAUAAAAAUUGGAACAAUCAGACGAAGGUUGAAUUUGAAGACACUAUCAAGAAGUUCAUUGCUGUAACCCCCAAGGUCUACGCUGGUACCUAUCGUAAAGGGGAUGCAUGGUUAGUUGUCAACCUUACGACCCAUCAAUGUGCGAUCGUGCACCGUGAUGCUAGCUAUGCAAUCUGGUCCGGAUGGAUUCUGAGUGAUGCCCAAUUUGUAUACGCCACCACCCCGCCCUAUGCCCUUGGCGGAGGGGCCCUCACAGUCUUCGGCGACAUUUUGGAAUCUAUUAUCCAGACCGGAAGCCACAACGAACUGGACGAGCUGACCAAUAAGUUCUUUGAAACUUACAAGGCUCAUGGAACCGAACGCUACGAUGAAGCAUCUGAGAAGACUUUGAGCAAUUUCUUUGCGGCACUGGACAACUACAUACCUCCAAAUAUGGCGGCAGUCAUCUCUCCUCAAGCCAGCCACAUCCAUUCUCUGGAUGAGGUGACGACGAGAGCAAACCGUACCUUGGCUGUGCUUGAGAAAAACUCGUAA
Aspergillus fischeri NRRL 181 is the source of this 621-nucleotide messenger RNA. RefSeq lists its product as uncharacterized. Gene Ontology annotation, molecular function: RNA nuclease activity. The transcript has 2 exons. The coding region runs from base 1 to 621 and encodes 206 amino acids. Lineage: Eukaryota; Fungi; Ascomycota; Eurotiomycetes; Eurotiales; Aspergillaceae. The record is from RefSeq and is a predicted model, not a curated record.